AUGGGAAAACCUCCUGCAGCCAUCUUCAUCGUUAGGCACGGCGCCCGUCUAGAUGCGGCCAAUAAGGAUUGGCACCUCACCUCUCCAACUCCUUAUGACCCGCCAUUAUCCUAUGGCGGCUGGCUUCAGUCGCGCGCUCUCGGGGCGCGCAUCGUAAAGGAGCUUCGGUCAUUGGAUGAUCAUCUCGAAAGGUCGACCCAAGAGAAACAGGACUCGAAGCUACCUUCCCAGACCAUUCACCGUCGAAAACAGAAGCGCAGAAUAAUCAUACAUACCUCUCCAUUCCUCCGAUGUGUCCAGACCUCGAUCGCGGUCAGUUCAGGGAUCAGUCAGAACUAUACCGACAUCGAACCCGGACGGUCGACACACACCCCCACAGCAGACAAGUCGAAUGAGCUCACCUCUGCGCCUACCUCUGCCGCAUCUGUUGGCCAGGAAUCUUUAUCAAGUCCCGGGUCCACGCCGUCUCCGAGUAACUAUCGAUGUCUUCUCCGCGUUGAUGCCUGUCUUGGAGAAUGGCUAAACCCAGACUACUUCGAGGAUAUCGCCCCUCCCCCCAAGUCAGAAAAGAUGGUCGCAACCGCAAAGACAGAGCUACUGCGCCGUGAUGAAGGCUUCGCUCCGCCGGUAGUCACCCAGAAGAGACCCUCCAUGGGCCACUUCCCUGGUGGCUGGGGUAACUUUAGCGCGCAGAAGCGCGAUGGGGAGGGCGACACACGGAGUGAAGCCGAAUCGGCCCCAUCUACCACAAACACAACAGGACAGAGGAACCGCGCUGGUAGCUAUGAUUCCUUACGGUCCGUAGAUACUCCAUGGGCCCAGAAAAUACUGAAGAUCAAUACCAAUCUUCCGUCAAUCCCUGACUCAGGGUAUUUCCCACCAGUACCCAGUUAUGCUAUUUCUCCGUCGAAUCCAAUACCUGACGGCUUUGUAACACACGCUCGCGACGCGUGUGUGCUGGUUGACUAUCAAUGGGACAGUAUGCGUGAGCCCCAGAAUUGGGGCAACGGAGGCGAGUACGGAGAUGAGUGGAGUACCAUGCAUACGCGCUUCCGGAGUAGCCUCGUGAGUAAGCUGUCGUGGUAUGAAAAUCACGAAGUACCGGCAGCACCAUCUCGUCGCCGGCGACGUUCUCAGCUACAAUUUCUAGAGCCAGAGGAGACGGACGACAUGGGCAAUACCAUCCUCAUUAUAGUCACGCAUGGAGCAGGAUGCAACGCGUUAAUCGGUGCAUUGUCCGGGAAACCAGCGUUGGUGGACAUUGGUACGGCUUCUCUUACUCUCGCCGUGCGUAAGGAUUGCUUGAAAGAACCGUUCCGAAGCGGUGAACCGCUCGACCAGCGCCACACAUCGGACAGACAAUCCGGCCUUGAAAACUACCGCCUGGUAGAGGUAGCAUCCACCGAUCACUUGCGACCGGGAACCAGUCCAACCACGUCUGUCCGCUCUUCCUCGACAGGAAGUGUAACGUCGCCAUCCCUCCCUUCCUUCCGCAAUCGUUUUCCAGCCCGAGCCUCAUUCUCCUCGAGUCCUUUCCUCCUCGGGUCCUCGAAGUCGGGAACAGGUCUGCAAUCGUGGACAAUGAACCGCCCAAUGGCAUCCAUUGAAAAUAAUGAGGGCUACUCUCUCACUUAUUCCUCCGACAGGUCCGGUCCCCCGGAUCUCCGCCUCCUUCAUUACAAUGACGUGUAUCACGUCGAGCCAGGAUCUGCUGAACCCGUUGGCGGUGCUCCCCGAUUCCAAUCCGUCGUAAAUUACUAUCGAUCGCAUCCCCGCUUCGACGGGCAACCCACCCCCCUCACCUUCUUCUCUGGCGAUGCCUUCAAUCCCAGUCUCGAAAGUACCGUCACGAAAGGGAGGCAUAUGGUGCCUUUCCUAAAUAAGGCAGGCACAGAUGUCGCAUGUGUCGGAAAUCACGAUCUUGAUUUCGGUGUCGCACAAUUUCGUCAUCUACGAAGUCAAUGCCGGUUCCCAUGGCUAUUGGCUAAUGUACUAGAUCCCGCACUGGGCGAUGAUGAGCCGAUCGCCAACUGCGAGAAAACUUGCAUGCUGACCUCUUCGAAUGGGAUCAAAGUGGGAGUGAUCGGACUUGGGGAGCGGGAAUGGCUAGGCACAAUCAAUUCCCUUCCUCCUAACCUCGUCUACAAAUCUGCUACGAAGACUGCUCUCGAACUCGUACCCCGCCUCCGGGAACAAGGUGCGGAGAUCAUUAUCGCCGUUACACACCAGCGCGAACCAAAUGAUUAUAAACUGGCAGAGAAUGUACCUUAUGGCAUGAUUGACAUCAUCCUAGGCGGACACGACCACUUCUACGGCCAUGCUCUUAUCAACGGCGUUCACGUGCUACGGUCUGGUACCGAUUUCAAACAGCUCAGCUAUAUCGAAGCAUUCCGUAAACUAGACGGGAAUGGAUGGGACCUGAACAUCGUCCGCCGAGACAUGAUCCGAUCGAUCCCUGAAGACCCGUCGGCGGCGGCACUCAUCGCUAAACUGAACUCGAGCCUCAAAGCCAAGCUGGACAAACCAAUUGGAUACACCGUUCGUCCACUGGAUGGUCGGUUUUCCACCGUACGUGCGCAAGAGUCCAACUUGGGAAAUUUCGCUUGUGAUCUUAUGCGCUUUUACUACCGCGCAGACUGCUCCAUGAUGGCCGGCGGGACUAUCCGUGGAGACCAAAUUUACCCACCGGGCGUACUUCGUCUCAAGGACGUCCUCAACUGCUUCCCCUUCGAAGAUCCGGUCGUACUCAUCCGUGUCAGCGGAAAGGCUCUGAUAGAUGCCCUCGAAAACGGAGUGAGCCAACUGCCAGCACUUGAGGGUCGCUUCCCGCAGGUAUCGAAUAUUACAUAUAGUUUCAACCCAUCUGCGCCAACCAAUUCCCGUAUCAACUGGGCAAAGGUAAAUGGCCACCCUGUUGACUAUGACCGCACCUACACCCUUGCUACACGAGGCUACAUGGCCCGUGGGAAAGACGGGUUUGCCUCUCUUCUUGUCCAAUCCGCCGGCGGCGAAGUCGAAGAGAUCGUCGAUGAAGAAAGUGGAAUUCUUAUCAGCACCUUAAUGCGCCAAUACUUCCUCAGCCUAAAGGUGCUCGGUAAAUGGCAACAUUGGAGUGAAAGCAUGGCGCGUCAUUGGGCGGACGUGCAUAAAGAAAUGCACAACGAAGGCCGGCUGAAACCUGCCUCAGCUUUACCCUCACCUGAAUCAGAGAAAAUCCCGGUUCGACCUCAGCGCCCACCUCUCCCCCGAAAAAAACACUACUAUUAUGGUCGGUUCCCAGAGAUUGACGGUGCCGAACCACUCCAGGAAAAUAACCACCACUACCACCACAACCACGGGGCAAAGCCUGAAGAAGACGAGUCCAUGGAUUCAGAUUCCGACUCCGACCCAGAUAUCCUUACCUCCCCGAAACCUAUAACAAACUAUGUCACUCUCCCUGCGCGGUCAUCUGAAGACGAGGACAACCGCCUGCGGCUUGCCCGGUGGGCAAUAGCGAAAUGGAUGCGCAAAGCAGGUAUCCACUGCUCUUCUCUCGAUGAAGCAGGUGAUGAAUAUGCAUUCACACCAACGUGGACGCCGGGAAUUGCCCCCCGUAUUGAGGGCAGGAUUUUGAUCGAGACUCAAUCGUAA
This is a messenger RNA of Aspergillus ochraceoroseus IBT 24754, 3630 nucleotides long. Its product is annotated as putative 5'-nucleotidase. Gene Ontology annotation, molecular function: hydrolase activity. The coding region runs from base 1 to 3630 and encodes 1209 amino acids. The record is from RefSeq and is a predicted model, not a curated record. Gene Ontology annotation, biological process: nucleotide catabolic process. The transcript is spliced from 6 exons. Lineage: Eukaryota; Fungi; Ascomycota; Eurotiomycetes; Eurotiales; Aspergillaceae.